Messenger RNA from Pyrgilauda ruficollis (rufous-necked snowfinch), 1652 nucleotides. Its product is annotated as alpha-internexin-like. Lineage: Eukaryota; Metazoa; Chordata; Aves; Passeriformes; Passeridae. Gene Ontology annotation, biological process: neurofilament bundle assembly. The record is from RefSeq and is a predicted model, not a curated record. The transcript is spliced from 3 exons. Gene Ontology annotation, molecular function: structural constituent of postsynaptic intermediate filament cytoskeleton. The coding region runs from base 781 to 1317 and encodes 178 amino acids. Gene Ontology annotation, cellular component: postsynaptic intermediate filament cytoskeleton; cytoplasm; axon.
UGCACCCCACAGAUGUCUGCAGCCCCCUGCUCAGACCCGUGGGAGCUGAGGGCUGGGCCUCUACACCCCAUGGACUCCUGCAGCUCCCUGCCCGGACCCCUGGGAGCCCAGGGAUGGGCCCCCACACCUGGCAGAGUUCUGCAGCUCCCCCACCAGCAGCUCCGUGGGUCACACUGGCUCCCUUUGAGCUCCACAGCCUCCAGCCCACCUGGAGCAGGGCAGGGCGUGGAGCUCCCAUUCCUGGUGCUGGAAGCCCCCCACCCUGACAGUGGGGUCUGCACCACCCGCACCACUUGCCUUAUCCCGGGAGGAGUUUGCCACCUCCGGCUUCCAUCUGUGCAGAAGGACUUGGCCACCCUGGCCUCACCCCGUGGUGGGACAGACGGACGGUCUGGGCCCCCCGCUCCCCACACCCUGGUCUGUCAGCUCCCUGGGUCUGGACAUGCCCGUGCAGCCCCCCGCCAUGGGCUCGGGGUGCCCCCCAUGCUGAUGGAUUCCGCCUGACUCCCCCCGGGAGUCACCUCCCACAGACUGAGCCUCGGCGUGACCCACAGGACCCUCGUGGGGUGCAGAGGGGCUGAAUCCCCCCUUCUUCUGGCAAAUCUCUGCACCCCCUCCCCAGUGACCCCCCCCUGAGUGGGGGUUCCCCCCUCCAGGACCAUCCAGCCCGACUCCAGCCUCUGAUGAUGAUGAUGGAGGGGAUGAAGGGUGUGGUGGGGGGUAACAACUGUGACCUUGACCCUGAACUCGACCUUGCCCCCCACCCCCCCGCUACCCGCGAUGCUGCAGCCCCUCACCCCACUUUUGGGGGACAGGCUUCUGCGGGCUCCCCCUCUCCGUUGCUAUCGGGAGGAGUCGGACAGCCGGUACCGGCGGGAUUGGCUGCGGUUCCGUGACGCGGAGGGGUGGAACCGCAUUACCACCGGGAUGAGCGCGGCCGAGGGCCGGCCCCGGUGCCGGUGGGGCGGCGGGGGCGGCGGCGAGGCGGUGCUCCGUGCCCGUGCUGAGGCCGCCGGUUACCGGAGGCUGCUGCGAGCCCGAGCCGCCGAGGUGGAGGCGUUGCGGGGGGCGGUGGGCGCGUUACACCGGCAGCUGGAGGGGCUGCGGGACCGGCGGAGCGGGGAGCUGGCCAAGUACCAGGAGCGGGUGGCGGAGCUGGAGCGGGAGAUCGGGGCGGCGGAGGCGGAGAUGGCCCGGUGCCUGCGGGAGUACCCGGCACUGCUGCGGCUGCGGAUGGCGCUGGAGGCGGAGAUCGCCGCGUACCGGGAGAUGCUGGAGAGCGAGGAGCUCCGCCUGGGCGGCUUGGCCCCGCCGUGAGCGGACCCCGGGAGCUCCGCUCCCACCACCGGAGCCCGGCCCUGCCGUUACCACCGGACCCACGGUCCCGGGACCGGAUCCUCAGCCCCACCACCGGACCCCGGUUCCUCCGCCGGACCCCAGACCCCCGAGUCCCGCACGCCGGGCCACGGUUCCCCGGGACCCUCUGGAUCUCUCUGGACUCACGGAGCCCCGGUCCUUCUGUCCCCCCGUUCCACGGGUCCCCCGGAGUUGUGCGUGCCCGCCUGGCCCGGGACCCCCGGGAGGGCAGCGCCCGUGGGGCACACACUCACCAGCCUCUCCGGGGUGGGGGUCCCGGCCCAGACCCGUGUGGA